AUGGAUGAUUUCGUUAAGACCGGGAUCGGGGCUGACAAGACAGAUGCAGUAAUCAGAACUGUCGUGACCAAGCCAGUAUGGCAUCUCGUCCCCUUACCUCUGUCCCAGAUCAACCCAUCAGCAUGUAAAUCAUUAUCGAUCAGAGGUCAGAUCCCAUCUUUACGAUCCUCUUGCCUCUCGGUUAUAUCCAAGAACCUUCAUCUAUACACUAUCGACCAAUUUCAGGCUAUCCCCAAGGUGAUCAUCCAGAAGAUCAUCAGUAGGAUAAGGAACGAUAGAGUAUAUGAAGACAAUUUCGAAAGGGGGUAUACAAGUAGGAAUCCUGAUGAAGGUACCAUAUGGUGUCUUUCAGCAUUGCUAGAUCCACAAUCGACAGACGAUUUUCAACUGGCUUUACCGCAAGAUUCAAUGUUACAAUACCUUACACCCAACGACUUAUCGAAAUACCCGCAACAUCCCUUAGUGGAAUUACCAACACUAUAUACAACAAUAAACCCACAUCCGAGUGUAUCGCUCCUAACGACAUUGACAUUAGAUGGUAUGGACGGUGUGGUGACUGAUCAGAAUAUACAGUCGUUGAAAUACUGUACGAACUUGACUGGAUUAUGGAUGAAAGCUUGUAAAGUCACCGACACGGGCAUCAAACUUCUGACUUCUUCCUUGCAACUACCUGGAGAUAUGGGUGAUGAAUCAGGAAGAGGUUUAUGGAAGUUGAGGAACUGGAGUUUGGGUGGAUGUAGAGGUGUUAGUGAUAGGUCAAUGAAGAGUUUCUCUAGAUAUCCUGGGUUGGUCAUGCUGGAUAUACGAGAUACAUCCUGUACCACCUCCGCCAUCGAUGUAUUCAAUCGUACUUGUCAGAAUAUCUUUCAAGGCUAUAAUCCAGAUUUUCAACCAUGUACGGAAGGACUAUUAGGUCUGUUCUACAGGAGCUAUACGUCUUCAGAAAUAAUAGACAAAUUAUGUUUGACCCUAAUCAAACUACCCGAUAAUGCGUCGAGCGAUAGAUCCCAUAUAUCAUUAAACAUCAUCCCUUCAUUCCGACCUAUCGAAGAUAGAUAUCUACCCGAAUCGUCCACCCAUACACCCUCCAAGAAGGCAUGGGAGAAUAAGUGGGAUCCAGUUCAAAAGACUGUAUACAGAGGAAAUGGUGUUGGACAGUUAUACGGAACGAGCGUCAGUAGGGUCGCGAACGAAGUGGAGGAUUUUAGGAAAAGGAGGAAAAUCGCCAUUGAGAUGGAGGGCAAAGAGAGUGAAUUAGAUAGAUAUGCAAAUAUGAGUACAAAUGAGAAAAGGAACUAUACCAGACAGAAAAACAAAGAAGAGCAAGAGUGGAGAGAAGCGCGAUAUCAUUGGAAAACCAAAGAUGAAGAUGAGAUCAAACCGAAACCCAAGAUAUAUAAAGGAAGAGGGCAAAAGGGUGAAACGGAAAGAUCAAAAUCGUUUGUGAUGGGUACAAAAGGUGAACAGGUGUUGAUUGAUAAAUCAUCCAAAGAUGACAAAAGUCUGAUGUUAGUUAGGAUGGUCAAUGAUAAUUGGGACAGAUUAACUUGGACUCUGAACACUGGUUCUAGUGAUAUAUCUCAACAAGUUAAGAACGUUGGAUUUGGAUAUGGGCUCACUAAAACCUCGUUUAGUCAGAAGGUGAAAGCUACGAAUCUAGUCGAAGAGUUAUUGGGCACUACCAUGUCGACGGUCACUUCAAGUCAGAUAUCGAACUCACAAGCAACACCAUCGAGUCCGUUUAGGUCGACACCUCUGAAGCAGACAUCAAGUCAACCUCCGAUAUCGGUACCAUCAUCACCUAUCAAUGGCUUUUCGCAGACACCUCAAUCACAGAGUAAUAGAAACCCAUUCAAAACGCAGUCUGUCAUAUCGAAUUCUAUGGGUGUAAGACCACUAUCAUCGCCUGCUACCUCUCAAUCAUCAAAGCCUCUUGCUCGAUCAACAUCACCGAACAGCAGUCCAUUCUCGUUCUCGCAAAAUACCCAAUCUGAAAUAAAACCAUUCGCCAAUACCCAAAAUAUCCUAAAAAGGAAUAGUCUGGCUGAAGAUGGCUUUGCAGCUGGUAAACUCAAGGAUGAUCUGUCUUUCACAAUCUCGAAUAGUACUAGGAAACGAACGUUCGAUGGUUCAGGAUCUGGGGUAGAGGCGAAAAGAGGUGGUAUGAAGAUGUUCUCAGUAGGUUCUCAGAAGAUAUAG
Molecule: messenger RNA, 2199 nt
Organism: Kwoniella botswanensis
Lineage: Eukaryota; Fungi; Basidiomycota; Tremellomycetes; Tremellales; Cryptococcaceae
Exons: 3
Coding region: 1-2199 (732 amino acids)
Source: RefSeq, a predicted model, not a curated record